Seminavis robusta is the source of this 1635-nucleotide messenger RNA. NCBI's taxonomy places the organism in Eukaryota, Bacillariophyta, Bacillariophyceae, Naviculales, Naviculaceae. The record is from the annotation of a GenBank genome assembly.
AUGAAGAGAUCCGAAUCAGAGGAUGAAGAACAGACCAACCUGCCUCGGGCGGGACAUGUAGACUCAAGGACAUGCGCACCAAAGCGCAAGAAAGCAAAGACCAAGGAUGCCAAAAAGCCCGUUGUCGCUACUAGUUCCAGUACCAGUACUACUGGUGCCGGUACCGGUAGACAGGGUCAAGCCAAGUCGGAGCAAGCUCAAGCGCGGGCAGCUGCGGCCAUGCGAGCAGACCUAAGAGACGAAAGCACUGAUUCUGAACGGGAUGUCACUGAUACCCGCAGGUCACAGAUAAGACAAGACGAUGAGCAGAACAAUAACGGAAGUUUAAACAAAAAGCCCAGCGGUGGAAUCAUACUCAAGAGUGGCCGCAUAAGACUCCCUGAUAAGCUCAUGGAAUUCCUAAACAAGGAAGUUGUACCCAAGGUUCUAUACUGGCAGGAAGGAGGCAAGUCCUUCUCAUUUGAUACCAAGACGGCUCAGAGAAAGCUACUCGACAAGUACUUUGGGGGAACCAAGCUGGCUUCCUUCACCAGAAGUCUCAACAGGUGGGGCUUCAAGCGCGUAUUCCAUGCUCUAUCGCCCAAGAACGUUAUCUCCUAUGAACACCCGAGCUUUACAAGAGACCACCACGAGAGAGUCAGUGAAAUGAAAAUGGGCCCAACCAACGAAGCUCACACUCAGGAGUCAAAGCCAGAGGCUGCGCCAUCCCUGUCACAAUCAGAGCCAGCACCUGCCCGUAGUGACCUCAGUGGUGACCCCGGUCCCUCUACAGCACCAGUGGCGAGCCUCCCCCAUUCCCCUCAUCUCACGGCAUCAGGCGGAGCCACGUCGGCUCCAGCUCCACCUUCACCUCAACACUCUAGCACGCAGAAUCUAGAGACCAUUGCUGGGGUAGCUGCCUCCUUGCAGCCGAGACCUACUGCUGCCGGGGCUCCCCAAGACAUUUCAUCACUGCUGCAGUCUCUCGCACAGCAAGCACCGCAACAUAUGCCGGCAGGAGCAGCAGCAACGCAGCCGCCGCAGCAGGAUAUGAACAUUGCACUCCAGUCCAUACUUUCCAACCAGGCACAGCAGAACGCAAGGGCUGGGACCUCAAACUUUGAUCUCAUGGCUCUACUACAAGCCGCCUUUACCUGCGGACAUGCCUAUGGACAGGCAAGUACUCGUCUGGAAAUGAGGGCCCAGCAGCAGCAGCAACAACAACAACAACAACAACAGGAGCAGCAACAGCAACAAGAAAACCUGGCUCGAGCCACUGCACUGGCGCAGGCGUCCUUCUCUCAGCAAGCUAGGAGCGUCGCUCCAGCUCCAGCUCCGGCAUUCGACAUUCAAACUUUGCUAUUGCAAGCACAGCUGCAGAAUGCUGGACUGGCGCAACAACCAUUGGUGAAUGCCAUUGGUGGCGUCAGUAGCAAUCCGAGCCAUACUAUGCCUUUGGCAGGAGGAGCAGUCCCUGAGGCAUUGCUCGCUGCCCUGGGACAGGGUCAACAGCAGCAACCACAGCAUCAGCAUCAGCAACAGCAACAGCCCAACCAGGCAGUUGGUAUCCAAGAGCUUGCCAUGAACUUGCUGACAAGGAUACAGCAGAAUCAGGACAUCGGUAACCACCCGGGAAACAACAGCAGCAGCAACUAG